This is a messenger RNA of Leptopilina heterotoma, 1362 nucleotides long. Its product is annotated as RISC-loading complex subunit tarbp2-like. NCBI's taxonomy places the organism in Eukaryota, Metazoa, Arthropoda, Insecta, Hymenoptera, Figitidae. The transcript has 3 exons. The record is from RefSeq and is a predicted model, not a curated record. Bases 105 to 1247 code for a protein of 380 amino acids.
ACAUAAAUUUCCGGUGUACAAUGACAAUAAUAACAAAUUUUCAGUGUACAUAUUUAUUUAAAAUCUGUGUUGGUCAUUGAUUCUCCAGAGAGAUAAACUUUUAUAUGAGAAAUGUGCAUAUUUUCCUUAUCAACAUAACCUUAAAAUAUCCAAAAGUAUCGAGUAUAUAUCGAGAGGAUAAAGCCAGUAGAGACUUUCGAAAAGUUCCUUCAAGAGAAAUCAUGAACAAAACUCCGGUUUCAAUUCUACAAGAAAUGAUGACGAAGAAGAAGUGUGUACCUAAUUAUGAAUUAAUUCACGACGGUGGAGGAACACACGAUAAUACAUUUACGUACCAAGUUUCUUGCGAUGGAUUCGUGGCCAUUGGCACUGGACGAUGUAAAAAAGAUGCAAAACACGAAGCUGCUAAAGAAAUGUUAGAAACAAUUGCUGCUCAUCGUGCAUAUCCUCAAUUACAAGAGUCUCCAGCUCCAUCUCCUGCGAGAAGACCAUUGUUAACAGAGCCGCCAAUUUCUCCUAAACGUUCGACGAAUAUGCCCUUUUUAAAUGCCAUUGGAGCCUUAUCACAAUUGUGUGUGGACAACAAUCUCCAAGCACCAGAAUACGAAGAAGUUGACGACAUCGGUCCACCGCACGCUAGAGUUUUCACAAUAUCCUGUCUAGUAUCCUCAUUCAAGGAGGAAGGAGUCGCCACCACCAAAAAGCAAGCAAAACACGAAGCCGCAAGGAGAAUGCUCGAGAAAAUUCAAAUAGUCGUUGAGGAUUUAAAUGACUCCGGCGAAAUUGAUAUACGUAACGAUGAGGCAAAAUUAAAAGAAAACGAUGCAAAUACAAUGGCCAUUGAAAGGUAUUCAACACUAACGAAAUUGCCCCAAAAGAAAGUGAAUUUAGGUGUCAAAUUAGAUGACUAUCAUCGACAUUUAAAAAAAUCCUACGAUGACGAUACACGUUUGGAAAUUCUCAAACAAUUGUCAAGUUUUGAUGAAUUAAUAAGAUCGUCAAGUUGUGAUAUUACCGAGGAUUUUCUCAGCGAAUUAAAAGUGAAAUUUAUCGAUUUUUUGAAACCUCUCUAUUUGACGUACUAUUCGUCGAAACUCGAUACAAAAACGAAAAAUAAUUGCGCCGUUGUUGUGGAAAUAUCGACAAAUCCCGAUAUUGUCGGUAUUGGAAUUGCUGAUUUUGAACAUCAAGCCGAGAGGAAUGCAAUCAACCAGGUCAUUAAUAAUUUAAUAUUUUUGUUUUCCUAAAAUUAUCUACAAAUUUUAACCACUUGAUUAAUUUUUUAUUACUGAAUUUAAUUGAUUGUAAUAUAUUUACUGUAUGUGUUCAUAGAACGAAGAGAAUAUACAAUUUUUAUUUUAA